This is a messenger RNA of Kwoniella botswanensis, 1677 nucleotides long. RefSeq lists its product as uncharacterized. The record is from RefSeq and is a predicted model, not a curated record. The transcript is spliced from 7 exons. The coding region runs from base 1 to 1677 and encodes 558 amino acids. Lineage: Eukaryota; Fungi; Basidiomycota; Tremellomycetes; Tremellales; Cryptococcaceae.
AUGGACGAAUCCACUUUACACGACUUGGAUGCGGAACUACGAGCCAUUCGACUAGACGAUGGUCCGCGGCUACAGCCUCUCCGACUGGACAAGAUGUUCCUCCGUGCCAGACAAUGGCACGCUGCCAAUCCUAGAUCAUACGCUUCGGAACCUCUCUAUAGACCUCCCACUCCACCAAAGUCAGCUCCAAUCUAUCCCUUGCCUAAGCCUCUAUUGUCGCAAUCCAUGCCCGAAGGAAAGGGUAAAGAGAGGGAGGGGAAGGAAGAGGAUGUAUCACCUUUAUCGGCAUUAUUCGAUCAUCCAGAAUUGAUACCACUAGUCCUGGACAGUUUCGAUCAGCCUCGUGAUUUGGCUAGGAUAUCGAGAGUGAGCAAGGAAUGGAAUAGGAUAGCACGGAAGAAGCUGUACAAGCAUAUAUGGGUUAGACCAUGGGAAGAUGGUUGUCAUUUCAAGCUUGUACUGCUAUUUGAUACACUGCAUAAACAUCCAGAGUUAUGUAGAAUGGUGAAACGCUUAGACGUUCGGUUUUUCCCACUUGCCGCGAGGGGCGAAGAAAGAUCGGAAAUGGAUGAUCAAGUACAGAAAGCGAUGGGAGAGAUGGACAAUCUAGAGUCGCUGGUCUGGACUCGAGACAGAUCCCUUAAUCCGUCAUUGUUUGAACGUAUAGCCGAUCUCUCACAUCUACGAUCUUUGGAGGUCUCAGGUCAUUCAUAUAGGUAUUACGAUCCUUCUUUACUGGGUACGAUGCCUGCACUGGAAGACCUAAGAAUCAUGAUGCCGGAUCCAAACCUCAAAUCGAAACUGGUUGAUGUUAUCAAAGCGCUUUCCGCUAGACCUAUAGGAGGUUUAAGGGGUUUAGGAAUAAUAUGUCAGAGCUCAAGCUUGGUCGACGAUGCUAUACUGAAAACCAUCGCUUCAGAUCUUAAUAAGCUGAAGAGAUUGACUCUUUGGGGAUGUACAAGAGUGACCACAGAUGGGGUCUUCAGUGUACUCCAGGCGGCAGGUGACGAAGUGGAAGAGUUGUCAUUGGAUGCAUUAACUCACUCUGGUUUGAUGGAUCUAUCAAAUUCACCCAGCUUACCAAGACUGAGAACACUCUCAUUAUCUAUAACCGUCCCUCAUCGAGAUCAUAAAGAAAUGAACCAUACCAUUUCUUUCUUUGAAUUACCUAUGCUUCCUUCUUACCCUUCUCUAGAAUCAUUACAUUUCACUCUUUCCGCCUCACAGCUAUUCUUACCUCUAGCAGCAUAUCAACAAUUUCACGGACAGAUCCAGCAUCCCGAAAAAAUACGUAAAUUAUCAUUAAUCAAUUUAGUCAUUGCCACCGAUACACUUGAAUUCAUCUUGGAAGAGUACGAAUCACUAGAGGAAUUGUACAUCUCGGUUAAUUCGAAGACUACCAUCCUUGAUUCGCAGGGAUUGAUAGAGAAUGGUCAGAAAUUGAAGAUUCUUCAUGUGAAUGGUCCGGAGAGAUGGGGACCUAAUUCGGACGAUCUGAAGGUAAUUUCAGGGAGGUUGAAAGGUCUUCAGCAGGUAGGAUCGGGAAAUAGAGUAUACGAAGUGCAUAGGACAUUAACAGAGGAUAUAGAUGGGAAUGGUAAUUUUGUUGAAGAUACUCAAUUGUGUAGAUGGUCGAAGAGCUGGAUACCGGGGUAUUUCCAAGUAUGGAGAGCAUAG